Messenger RNA from Saimiri boliviensis boliviensis (Bolivian squirrel monkey), 1071 nucleotides. NCBI's taxonomy places the organism in Eukaryota, Metazoa, Chordata, Mammalia, Primates, Cebidae. The record is from RefSeq and is a predicted model, not a curated record.
CCGGCAAGAUGGAAACCAACUUUUCUACUCCUCUGAACGGAAGUGAACAAGUUUCCUAUGAGUCUCCUGGCUACGCUGCUCUGCGGAUUCUCUCAUUGGUGGUGACUGGGGUCACCUUUGUCUUUGGGGUCCUGGGCAAUGGGCUUGUGAUCUGGGUGGCUGGAUUCCGGAUGACACGCACAGUCACCACCAUCUGUUACCUGAACCUGGCCCUGGCUGACUUUUCUUUCACUGCCACGCUACCAUUCCUGAUGGUCUCCACGGCCAUGGAAGAAAAAUGGCCUUUUGGCUGGUUCCUGUGUAAGGUGGUUCACAUCGUGGUGGACAUCAACCUCUUUGGGAGUGUCUUCUUGAUUGCUUUCAUUGCACUGGACCGUUGUAUUUGUGUCCUGCAUCCAGUCUGGGCCCAGAACCACCGCACCGUGAAUCUGGCCAUGAAGGUGAUCGUGGGACCUUGGAUUCUUGCCCUAGUUCUUACCUUGCAAAUUUUCCUCUUUUUGACUACAGUAACGCUUCCAAACGGGGACACAUACUGUACAUUCAACUUUGCGUCCUGGGCUAAUACCCCCGAGGAGAAGUUAAGGGUGGGCAUUAUCUUCCUGACAGCCAGAGGGAUUAUCCGGUUUGUUAUCGGCUUUAGCCUGCCCAUGUCCAUUGUUGUCAUCUGCUAUGGGCUCAUUGCAGUCAAGAUGCAUAAAAAGGGCAUGAUUAAAUCCAGCCGCCCCUUACGGGUCCUCACUGCUGUGGUGGCUUCUUUCUUCAUCUGUUGGUUCCCCUUUCAACUGGUUGCCCUUCUGGACACAGUCUGGCUCAAAGAAAAGUUGUUCUUUGGCAAGUACAAAAUCCUUGAUGUCCUGAAUGACCCAGUGAGUGCUCUGGCCUAUUUCAACAGCUGCCUCAACCCCAUGCUCUAUGUCUUUGUGGGUCAGGAUUUCCGAGAGAGACUGAUCCACUCCCUACCCAGCAGUCUGGAGAGGGCCCUGUCUGAGGACUCAGCCCCAACCAUUGACACGGUUACCAAUUCUGCUUUACCUCCUGCAGAGGUUGAGUUACAGAAAAUGUGAGGACAGG